This is a messenger RNA of Symbiodinium sp. CCMP2592, 525 nucleotides long. The record is from the annotation of a GenBank genome assembly. NCBI's taxonomy places the organism in Eukaryota, Dinophyceae, Suessiales, Symbiodiniaceae.
AUGAAGGAGACCGAGGAGAAGGGUUAUGUGAUCCUGUCGGCGGAUUUCGAGGACUCGAUCUCUGGCAGCAUCAUGACGAACGGUUGCAAGAAGUCCCAGCUCGGAACCAUGUGUGGUACCGUGGCGGUGAAUGCGGUGAACCAGACGGUCGAGAGUGACAGCAAGUUGUUCUCAGUGUCGCAGAAUGGGACGGAGAUCCUGCACCUCGCCGCGACGUUGGAGCCUCUUUCCAACUUGCCCUUCUGGAACUGGGCCAACGAGCGGUACGCACGCUUCCGUUUGAGCGAGGACAAGAAGACCUUGGAACGUGGCGAGCAACCUCCGAAGCACAAGACCUUCAGUGGCAACUUCCAGGUACAGCCAGCCGACGCCAUCGACCCCAUGUGGUUCAAGGUCUUCCAGACCAAGUUUGCGGGGUAUGGUUGGGGAUACCUCGACGCCCCGAAACCAGAUCCCUGUGGGCAGGGCAGGUGUUUCUACUCAAAGGAGGCGGUCUUUGUGGACGAGGACGCCAAGAAGGUCUGA